AUGGCGUCAGUUCCAACACAUAAAGACGAAAAAGAGAAGAAGAAUGACGAAUUGGCGACGGCGAUUUUGAAAAAUAAGGCGAAACCGAAUCGAUUGAUUGUUGAUCAACAAUCUGACAAGGAUGAUAAUACUGUCAUCUCAUUGUCACAAGCCAAAAUGGAUGAGUUGAACUUGUUCAGAGGAGAUGCUGUUAUUUUGAAGGUUCGAGUUGGAAACAUCUUGAUAAAAUACAUGUUUUCUAGUAAUUUCCUAUCCGCUAAUCACAAUUCUGUUGUCAAAAACAAGUUAGCUCAACUCUGAACAUGAGUUAUUAUGUAUAAGUGAGCAAAUUUCGAAACAUAGUGAUCAUAUGAAGUUAAUACUACCUUUAAAAUGAUUUUCAUUAAAAUCCUUCUGAUGAAGAUCAUUUUUAAAGAUAGUAAUAACUUCAUAUAAUCCCUAUGUUUCGAAAUUUGCUCACUUACACAUAAUAACUCAUGUUUAGAGUUAAGCUAAGUUGUUUUUGACAACAGAAUUGUGAUCAGUGGGUAGGAAAUUACUAGAGAACAUGUAUUUUAUCAGGAUUUCGAGCUGAAAGUUUCAGAAAUGCACAAUUUAAGAACUUGUAAAGUCCCCCGAUUCUCCAAAUUCUACCAAGAUUUCAAACGUUCUGUUUGAGAGCUUAUUUUGAUUUUGGAGGGUUUUAUGAAUUUACGAGUGUCAUACUUGUGCAAAAUCAAUAUUACCAUGUCAAAAAAUCUCAAAAUCAGGAGAAAAUCUCUGACGUCACGCCUAGCCGCUGAAUUUCUCUCCAAAAACAUUUUUGACAACAAUUACCACGAUAAAACCUAGUAUUUUGCAGGGAAAGAAGCGGAAGGAGACAGUUGCGAUUGUUUUGGCUGAUGAAGGUUGUGCUAACGAGAAGAUCAAGAUGAAUCGUGUGGUUCGUAACAAUUUGCGAGUUCGUCUUGGAGAUGUUGUGCAAGUCACACCGGCUCCAGGAUUGGGUUAUGGACAAAGAAUCCACGUUUUGCCGAUUGAUGAUACUAUUGAGGGUUUGACUGGGUAAGGAUUGGAUAUUUUCUAAGAAAAUGAGUAGAAAUCUUGGGUUUUGACCAUUUUCCUAGGAUAAACAGGUCUAAGACAAUUCGAAUGAUAUAAAUUUUUAUGGAAUUAGCUCACAAGGGAAGUGCAUAAGGUCAAGUGUUGAACUUUUGAUGAAACAUGACGAAAUAUACCAAAUCGACCAUGCUGAUCACGAUUCCGAAGUCAAAAAUUGCCACAAAUGUCUCUGAGCACUUUUCUGGAGCUCCAAUGUUGAAAUCGAGUUUAGGUUUUUACCCAUUUCCACCCUGUUGAUUUUUCACACAGGAACAGGGUGAAAAUGGGCAAAAACCAAAACUCGAUUUCAACUUUGGAGCUCCAGAAAAGUGCUCAGAGACAUUUGUGGCAAUUUUUGACUUCGGAAUCGUGAUCAGCAUGGUCGAUUUGGUAUAUUUCGUCAUUUUUCAUCAAAAGUUCAACACCUGACUUUAUGUACUUUCCUUGUCAGCCAUAAGGGAUUUAGCGAAGUUAUCAGUGGAGUCCGAGCAAAAAUUAAGUUGUGCUCAUUUGAAAGAGCAUGUUCUAAUUAGUAGAAUCCUCGUUGGAUUUUUUCUGGAAGUUUCUCAAGCUACAGUACUUAUGGACUUUUAAGCCAAUUGAGAAGCUUCCAGAAAAAAUCCCUUUGAGGAUUCUACUAAUUAGAACAUGCUCUUUCAAAUGAGCACAACUUAAUUUUUGCUCGGUUUCCACCUUUAAUUGAUAACUUCGCUAAAUCACUUAUGGCUGACCUAAUUUCAUAAAAGUUUAUAUCAUUCGAAUUGUCUUAGACCUGUUUAUCCUAGGAAAAUGGUUAAAAACCAAGAUUUUUACUCAUCGAUUUACGAGAAGCCCGAUUCAUAGCAAAAAUGUUUGCAGAAACCUCUUCGAUGUUUUCCUCAAGCCAUACUUCCUUGAAGCUUAUCGUCCAGUCCACAAAGGUGAUAUAUUCACAGUUCAAGCCGCCAUGAGAACUGUUGAAUUCAAAGUUGUCGAAACUGAUCCAUCUCCAGCUUGUAUUGUUGCUCCAGACACAAUAAUUCAUUAUGAAGGAGAUGCGAUUAAACGAGAAGAAGAAGAGGAGAAUUUGAAUGAUGUUGGAUAUGAUGAUAUUGGAGGAGUUCGCAAACAACUUGCACAAAUCAAAGAAAUGGUCGAAUUACCAUUAAGACAUCCACAAUUAUUCAAAGCAAUUGGUGUCAAACCACCAAGAGGAAUCUUGUUAUUUGGACCACCGGGAACUGGUAAAACAUUGAUUGCCAGAGCUGUUGCUAAUGAGACUGGAAGCUUCUUCUUCCUUAUUAAUGGACCGGAGAUUAUGUCAAAAAUGAGUGGAGAAUCGGAAUCGAAUUUGAGAAAGGCUUUUGAGGAAUGCGAGAAGAAUCAACCGGCAAUCUUGUUUAUUGAUGAAAUUGAUGCGAUUGCACCGAAAAGAGAGAAGACUAAUGGAGAAGUUGAGAGAAGAAUUGUAUCGCAAUUGUUGACUUUGAUGGAUGGAGUUAAAGGUGCGCGAAAGAGCCCUGUUUCGAGCAAAAAAUCCAUGAAAAUUGAUCCUAGAUUGAAAAUUGUCACCAAAAUUUCAGGAAAAUCUAACGAAAUUCCAUCAAAAUUGAUCAUAAUUCCAAGAUUUUCAAAAAUCUUGUUCAAAAUAAGAAUAGCGCUAUUUGACCUCAAAAAAUCGACAUUUUUCAACAUUUUCAAGUUAUUGUAUUGUGAAAACGAAAUGAAUCGCACAAUUAGAAAAUAUUUUUGAACUUUAGAGAAAAACAAAAGACCAAGGGAAAAAGUGGGUCACAAAAUCAAAAAAUAGAUUUUGUGAUCGACCUUUUCCCUCUGUGGUUUAUUUUUCUCUGAAAUUCAAAAAUAUUUUCUAAUUGCGCGAUUCAUUUCGUUUUCACAAUACAAUAACUUGAGAAUUUCGAAAAAUGCCCAUUUUUUGAGACCAAAUAGUCCUUUUUCUUAUGUUGAACAAGAUUUUCGAAAAUCUUGGGAUUAUGAUCAACUAGUUGAUCUUUACGCCAAAAUUUCUGAUUUUUUGAAUCCAAAAACUUACUGAGAUAUCGAAUUUAGGUUCUGGUAAAAAUAUCCACAAUUUUCGGCUUGAAAAUAAUCUAGAAAUGACUGAAAAUCAAAUCCUCUGAUUUUUCGAUAAUUUUUCACGUGACCUUCUAUUUUUCAAAAUUAAAAUUUCCAUUCAAAAUGUCAUUUUCGUAUUAAGAAAAUAUGCGAAGCUGUAAGUUAUACUAAAUUUGAGAUCCCCUUGAACCCACUUUUUUCCAUCUCCAACUCUUCCAAUUUCCAGGAAGAUCAAACCUCGUUGUAAUUGCCGCCACAAAUCGUCCAAAUUCAAUCGAUGGAGCUCUUCGUCGUUUCGGAAGAUUUGAUCGUGAAAUCGAUAUUGGAAUUCCGGAUGCUGUUGGAAGAUUGGAAGUUUUGAGAAUUCAUACCAAAAAUAUGAAAUUGGCUGAUGAUGUUGACUUGGAACAGGUAGAUUUUUGUGAAAUUUCGGACUAAGAGGGAGCUCUAGAAAUGCACAAUUUUCGUCAAAAUCGCAAAAUUCUGGCUCCUAAGCUUUUGCUCGAGCUCUUCUCUCUGAAAAUGCACAAUUUAAGAACUUGUAAAGUCCCCCGAUCUUUCAAAAUCUACCAAGAUUUCAAACGUUCUGUUUGAGAUCUUAUUUUGAGAUUUUGGAGGGUUUUAUGGAUUUACGAGUGUCAUACUUGUGCUAAAUAGAAUUUUCAUGUCAAAAAUACGCUGAAAAUCAAGAGAAAAUCUCUGACGUCACGCCUAGAUGCUGAAGUUUCUCUUGAGAAGUUUUCUUGACAACAAUCUAAAAUCAAUUUUCAGGUCGCCAACGAGUGUCAUGGAUUUGUCGGAGCUGAUUUGGCAUCACUUUGCUCCGAAGCUGCUCUUCAACAAAUUCGCGAGAAGAUGGAAUUGAUUGAUUUGGAAGACGAUACAAUUGAUGCUGAAGUAUUGAAUUCACUCGCAGUCACUAUGGAAAACUUCAGAUUUGCAAUGGGAAAAUCAUCACCAUCUGCAUUGAGAGAAGCUGUUGUCGAAACACCAAAUACCACGUGGAACGAUAUUGGAGGACUUCAAAAUGUCAAGAGGGAAUUGCAAGAAUUGGUGCAAUAUCCAGUUGAACAUCCCGAAAAGUAUUUGAAAUUCGGAAUGCAACCAUCUCGUGGUGUUUUGUUCUAUGGUCCACCUGGAUGUGGUAAAACACUUUUGGCAAAAGCUAUUGCGAAUGAAUGCCAAGCGAAUUUCAUCUCAAUCAAGGGACCCGAAUUGUUGACUAUGUGGUUUGGAGAAUCGGAAGCCAAUGUUAGAGAUGUUUUUGAUAAGGCAAGAGCUGCGGCACCGUGUGUUUUGUUCUUUGAUGAAUUGGAUUCGAUUGCCAAGGCUAGAGGUGAGCGAUUUUGAUGGAAAUUUGGCUGAAAUUGGUUCAGAUUCAGGGUUUUCUUGAUAUUUUGAACAAAAAUUUGCCUGAUUUUUGCUUAAAAUUUCAGAAUUUUCUCAUUAACCACUCUUAGAUCAUGAGAAAAUUCUGAAAUUUUGAACAAAAAUCAGGAAAUUGCUGUUUUGAAGCUCAAAAUAUCAAGAAAAACCUGAAUUUGAGCCAAUUUUAGGUUGGAAUCUAGCAAUUUUUGAUUUUUCGCGUCAAAAAUCACUCCAAAUUCCAUGUUCCCAUCAAAAUUCCCUUAUUUUUCUAGGAGGAGGCUCCGGUGGAGAUGGAGGCGGUGCAUCAGAUCGUGUAAUCAAUCAAGUGUUGACCGAAAUGGACGGAAUGAAUGCCAAAAAGAAUGUGUUCAUCAUUGGUGCCACAAAUCGGCCGGAUAUCAUCGAUGGAGCAGUUUUGCGUCCAGGUCGUUUGGAUCAAUUGAUCUACAUUCCAUUGCCAGACGAAGCUUCGCGUUUGCAAAUUUUCAAGGCAUCCCUUCGCAAAACACCAUUGGCCAAGGAUUUGGAUUUGACAUAUUUGGCAAAGAAUACUGUUGGAUUCAGUGGAGCUGAUUUGACUGAGAUUUGUCAAAGGUAUGGGGAUUUGGGAGGGGAAUUUGAGUCCUAAAUGUAUGAAUGCUCAAAAAUAGAUAAUUUUCGACCCUGGAAUUGCAAAAUUCUGGCUCGAAAAUGCACAAUUUAAGAACUUGUAAAGUCCCCCGAUCUUUCAAAUUCUACCAAGAUUUCAAACGUUCUGUUUGAGAUCUUAUUUUGAGAUUUUGGAAGGUUUUAUGGAUUUACGAGUGUCAUACUUGUGCUAAAUCAUAGUCAAAAAUAUACUCGAAAUCAAGAGAAAAUCUCUGACGUCACGCCUAGACGCUGAAUUUCUCUCCAAAAAUAUUUUUGACAACAAGACAACAAUUUGAAGCACCUAGCUGAAAUUUAAAAUUCCAGCUCAAAAAUCAACAUUUUCCCUAUUUUCAGAGCGUGUAAAUUGGCAAUCCGGGAAUCGAUUGAAAAGGAGAUUCGAAUCGAAAAAGAGCGUCAAGAGAGACAGGCGAGAGGAGAAGAAUUGAUGGAAGAAACUGCUGAUCCGGUGCCAGAAAUUACACGAGCUCAUUUUGAAGAGGCGAUGAAGUUUGCGAGAAGAUCGGUUACUGAUAAUGAUAUCAGAAAGUGAGUUUUUUUGGGGGGAAAUGGGAAAAUUAAUGAAAAAUUAGAUUUUAAUCAAAUUUCUACCAAAAAAUAGCUUUUUUACGAUGAAAAUGAGCCCAAAAUUUGCUCAAAAAAUUUGUGAGCUUUUCGCUUUCACCAAACUAAAAAACAUCAAGUUUUAUUGCGAAGAUUUUUGUUCAGUUUUUUUCUUGGCAGUUAAAAAACGUAUUAAAUUUGAAUGUGAUGCCUUCUCCGCUUUUUUUUUUUGUUUUCUGGGAAAUAGGAGAGAUUUUUGCUGAAAUUUUUGGGGGAUUUUUUGGAGAUGGGAAAAAUAUUGCAAUUUUGAGCAAAAGCUCAUCAAAAAAAAGGUUUUCCUAAAUUUUUGGAAAAAAUUUAAUGCGGCUCGAUUUUCAAGUUUUUUUUGGGCCGAAAAUUGGGGAUUUUUCGAGUCCGAAUAAGCCUAGAUCAGAUUUCCUUCUAAAAAUUCCCAAUUUUUUCCAGAUACGAAAUGUUCGCUCAAACUCUUCAACAAUCUCGCGGCUUCGGAAACAGUUUCAAAUUCCCGGGCAGCGAAAAUGGUGGAAAUGCUCCAGUUUCAGCUGGUGGAAAUGCUCCAGCCGCUGGAGGAAAUGCAGCCGAUGAUGAUGAUUUGUACAAUUAA
Caenorhabditis angaria is the source of this 6319-nucleotide messenger RNA. NCBI's taxonomy places the organism in Eukaryota, Metazoa, Nematoda, Chromadorea, Rhabditida, Rhabditidae. The record is from the annotation of a GenBank genome assembly.